This is a messenger RNA of Acanthosepion pharaonis, 573 nucleotides long. NCBI's taxonomy places the organism in Eukaryota, Metazoa, Mollusca, Cephalopoda, Sepiida, Sepiidae. The record is from the annotation of a GenBank genome assembly.
AUGCGGGCAACUCCACGUGUAGUUGUUCCGAGCAGUGCGGUGUUUCACGGAGAGACGGGGAAUUAUUUUGACAGUACUCCCUCAAAAUAUUAUUUAUCUUCUUCUUCUUCUUCUUCUUCUUCUUCUUCUUCUUCUUCUUCUAUAUAUUAUUCUUAUAUUCUUCUUCUUCUUCUUCUUCUUCUUCUUCUUCUUCUUCUUCUUCUUCUAGCUACAUUUAUCGUGUUGCUUUGGGGUGAACUAAUCUAUCUAUCUAUCUAUCUAUCUAUCUAUCUAUCUAUCUAUCUAUCUAUCUAUCUAUCUAUCACUUUAUCCCAUAAAUAUAGCAUAUCUUAUAAACUAUAUUGCUUCAUAUACCAUAUCUAUCUAUCUAUCUAUCUAUCUAUCUAUCUAUCUAUCUAUCUAUCUAUAUGCAUAUAUAGUUAUCUAUCUAUCUAUCUAUCUAUCUAUCUAUCUAUCUAUCUAUCUAGCGCAGUGAAGUCAUAUCUCACUUUCUCUAUAUAUGUCUGUCUCUUUCUCUCGAUAUUUUUUGUAAAUCUAAAAUUCUUAGCGUCUCUCGUUCGUGCGCAUGUGUAA